This is a messenger RNA of Staurois parvus, 727 nucleotides long. The record is from the annotation of a GenBank genome assembly. NCBI's taxonomy places the organism in Eukaryota, Metazoa, Chordata, Amphibia, Anura, Ranidae.
CCGGGUAAGAUGGCGGCAGUAGAACAGUGCUCGCUCUCAGCUCAAUGGCGCCCAGUUUCCCUCACGCACGUUGAAUAUCCUGCAGGGGACGUCUAUGGGCAGCUGUUGGCCUACCUCAGCCUAUCGCCAGUCUUCAUUCUCGUCAGUUUUGUGACGCUAAUCAUAUUCAAGAGAGAACUUCACACGAUUUCCUUUCUGGGGGGCUUGGUAACGAAUGAAGGUGUAAACUGGUUAAUAAAGAAUAUAGUGAGAGAGCCACGUCCUUGUGAAGGGACACACACAACAGUCACAACAGAGUAUGGGUUACCCUCCAGUCAUUCUCAGUUCAUGUGGUUUUUCUCUGUAUAUUCAUUCCUCUUCCUUUAUUUAAGAAUGCACCAGACCAACAACGCUCGGUUCUUGGACCUGCUCUGGCGCCACGUGCUGUCCUUGUGUCUCCUGACAGCAGCAUGUCUUGUGUCAUAUAGUAGAGUGUAUCUCGUGUAUCACAGCUGGAGUCAAGUUGCAUAUGGAGCUGUGGCUGGAAGCAUCUUGGCUAUAGCCUGGUUUGUUUUCACACAGGAGAUCCUAACACCGCUGUUCCCAAGAAUCGCAGCCUGGCCGAUCUCAGAAUUCUUCCUUAUCCGUGACACCAGUUUGAUCCCCAAAUAUCUUGUGGUUUGAGUACACAGUCACUCGAUCAGAAGCCAGAAACAGACAACGUAAACUUGGUACAAAGCUUCAGUGA